Molecule: messenger RNA, 1798 nt
Organism: Daktulosphaira vitifoliae (grape phylloxera)
Lineage: Eukaryota; Metazoa; Arthropoda; Insecta; Hemiptera; Phylloxeridae
Gene: Tmhs
Product: LHFPL tetraspan subfamily member 3 protein
Exons: 3
Coding region: 221-1093 (290 amino acids)
Biological process (GO): sensory perception of sound
Cellular component (GO): plasma membrane
Source: RefSeq, a predicted model, not a curated record
CGUAGAAAUAAAUUUUUCUUCAUUUUAUCUUCAAAUUUAUAUUUUGUGUUUUCUUAAAAAAUAUUUAUUUCAUUAUAUUAUACAAAUCUUAUGGUACUAUAGACAGCGAUGUUCAGUUUUAUCAGUUAAUUAAACUAAUCUGUAGUGUUUUACUAAAAAAUAUGGAAAUAUUGUGAAUAAUUUAUUAAAGUUUAUCAGAAAAACAUAUACUUAACACACUAUGGGUUCUAAAAUAGAGUAUGUAGAUUCUUCCCAGCUUUAUGCUACCAAUUAUGUUCGAAAUGCUAAAGCUGUUGGAGUGCUUUGGGGCAUAUUCACAGUUUGUUAUGCUAUAAUUGUGGGUGUAGCUUUUAUUACUCCAGAAUGGAUUGGUGAUACAACUACAUCUGAAAAUCCUGCCCGAUUUGGCUUAUGGAAUAGUUGUUACUUUGGAAAUGGGGUUUCAUCAGUUUCUGAAGAAUGUCAUGGGAGAUUAGAUGAUUUUUCUAGUAUACCUGGUGGUCACAUAAAAAUAGCUGCUAUUUUUGGUGGAGUAUCUGUUAUAGUAGCAGUUCUGGUAGUACUGUUAUUAUUAUUAUUUUUUUUCUGUCAAUCGACUACUGUGUAUUUAAUGUGUGGUUGGUUGCAUCUUAUAUCAGCAUUUUGUUUAAUAACAUCAAUCGUUGUUUUUCCUAUGAGUUGGGAUUCACCACAUAUACAAAAAACUUGUGGUCCUGAAGCCAAAAGUUAUAAUCUUGGGUAUUGCAGUUUCCGUUGGGCUUAUCUAUUAGCAGCAAUUGCUGGUUUAGAUGCAAUUAUUUUAUCAGCAUUGGCUUUUAUUUUAGCUACAAGACAUAUUAAACUUCAAUCAGAGCCAUUAUAUGCGUCAACAUUACGUAAAGGAGAAUUAAAUGGUGGUUACCUUACUGAUAGUAAUGCAUCAAUAACAGGAUCAAGAAAAUCCUUAAAUUUGCAACCUGUUAUGUUAAUGCCACAACCAAUAAUGGAUCAGGAUCGGUUUUCAGAAUUUUCUAACAGAACUAAUCGUUCUAAUAAAGGUGCUAUGUAUAGACCAGAAUUUGCUUCUUCCAGUAUUCAUAAUUUUCAGCUUUAAGGAAUUAGAAUGUUUUUUUUUACAGUUUAUUUUUCAAAAACGCAGUAAUAAAAUUGAAAUAAAAUAAUUUUAGAUGUUUAUUAUAGAACAAAUUAAUGAACUCAUUUGUUAAUAAUAAAAUAAGUGAAAUCUCAAAUUUUGUGAAAAAACUAAUUAUAUUUUAAAGUGUGUAAAUAGAUAAUAUUAAGACAUUAUACAAAUAAUUUAUGUUUAAAGAAAUAGAUUUUUACAUAAGGGUUUAUCAAUAGCUAGUACUUAUACAUGUGCAAUUUUAUUUUAUAUUUAAUUUUUAUAGAUAUAAUAAGAGAAAAUAAUUUAGGUAAUUUAACUCUAUUUAUAAAAUUUGAGUUAUACUUCCAAGAAGGAUUAACUACAUAUCAGUAGUAAUUUAGUAGAUUCGGGUUUUUAGUUUUUAAUAUUCAACUUUAUUUUAAAUUAUUUAGGUGAUAUUAAUUGCUAUAACUGAGUUAUUGAAAGAUAACUUAUUUACUAAAUGAAAACCGUAUUUGUCUUCCAGACCAUUGAUAUUAUUUUUACUUUAAGAGUUCCGUCCAUUAUAACUGUUAUAUUUCUCGUAUUAAGUAAUAUUAAGAACAAAGUAUUAUUAUAUAUUAUAGGUUUUCAUUAUUGUUAUAUUGUUAAUUUUAUAUAAAAAACUAAUAUCUAUUUAUGUAAUAAUAAAAAUAUAUUGGUUCUACAAUUUGU